Messenger RNA from Mytilinidion resinicola, 928 nucleotides. RefSeq names its product NAD(P)-binding protein. The record is from RefSeq and is a predicted model, not a curated record. The coding region runs from base 135 to 605 and encodes 156 amino acids. The transcript has 2 exons. NCBI's taxonomy places the organism in Eukaryota, Fungi, Ascomycota, Dothideomycetes, Mytilinidiales, Mytilinidiaceae.
CGUAGAAGGAACGACAGAAAGAUGACGUGCUUCUUACUUAUACCCGACAACACCGAAGCUUUCCGGAAACUCGAAUAUCUGCCAACACUAGCUUACCUCGUCUCUUCUGAAACCCUUUCACAAAAUCAAGAACCAUGGAGGCAGCACUCAAAACCUUCUUCAGCUCCACCCGCUUCGCCGUCGCCGGCGCAAGCUCCGACCCCACCAAGUUCGGCCACAAAGUAUUCGCGUGGUACAUCCACCACUCGCUCCCCGUCACGCCCCUCAACCCCCGCGCGCCCACCAUCACCCUCCAAUCCAAAGAGUAUGCCACCGUCCCCUCCCCCUCCGGCCUGAGUGACGCAUCUCAAACCUCCCUCUCCGUCAUCACCCCGCCGAAGGUCACGGCGGCGCUGCUGAAGGAGGCGAAGGAGGCGGGGAUCCCGGCGGUGUGGCUUCAGCCUGGCACGUUUGAUGACGAGGUGCUGGCGUAUGCGAGGGCGAACUUUGAGGCGGCGAUUGCGGGGGACGGAGGGAGGGGCGGCGAGGGAUGGUGUGUGCUUGUUGAUGGGGAGGAAGGCCUGAAGAAGGCGGGGAGGAAGAGGGAGGAGGGGUGGAAGUUGUGAGGGGAGGGAGAAGGGCGGAGGGCGGAAGGUUUGAGGCUAUGGGAGCUUUGAGAUCACUUUCCCGGAUGAAUGGGGUAUUAGGCGAUGGGAGGGCAUGGUUGGGCUUUGGUUGGGCUUUGGGGAGCAUUGAGGCCACUGGCGGUCACGGCUGCGGUGCAACGAGGCUUCCGAGACUUUGAACGAAGAUUACUGGAGUAAAGCAUGCCUCUACGAUUGAUAUGAAGGAACGACAAGGUAUUCUAUUCUAAGCUCACUCUUUGCAAUAUCACGUGAGGGUAAACGUGACCCGGUGAUCGAUACCCGAAUUAGGAGGUAACAAAAAA